GCAGCAGCAGGGAGGGAUGUGUUGUGUCAUCCAGGCAGCGCGGCAGACGCUCGGUCCUUCAGUCGGACUCCUUCAGCUCCAUCAUGGCUCUCAAUAUCCCCGGAGUGUCCGUGAUGAUGUUCUUCUACCUGCUGGUCCUCGGGAUCGGUAUCUGGGCCUCUUUCAAAUCGAAAAAGGAAGCCAAGAUGGUCCAGGGGGAUAAGACGGAGAUGGCGCUGCUGGGAAACCGGGGCAUCAACCUUGUGGUCGGCAUCUUCACCAUGACAGCUACAUGGGUUGGAGGAGGAUUCAUUGUGGGAACAGCGGAGGCAGUCUACAACCCCUCUAUGGGACUGAUCUGGGCCGUCAUGCCAAUUGCAGCAACCUUGUGUUUCAUCAUUGGUGGCCUGUUCUUUGCCGAGCCGAUGAGAAACAAUAAGUAUGUCACCAUGAUGGAUCCUUUCCAGAUCAAAUAUGGAAAAGUGCCGACGGCCGCUCUGUCCAUGGCUUCACUCGUAUCAGAGAUUAUGUGGGUGACAGGAACACUCAUAGGAUUAGGAGUCACCAUGAGUGUGAUCCUGGAUCUGUCCUACACUGUGAGCAUCUGGAUCUCUGCUGCUGUGGCCAUCACCUACACACUGAUGGGAGGUCUCUACUCUGUGGCCUACACAGACAUUAUACAGCUCAUCCUCAUAUUCAUCAGCUUGUGGCUGUGUGUCCCCUUCGCCCUGAUGUGCCCCGCUGUGGAGGACAUCACUGAGACGGCUUACAACUACACCUUCCAGUCUCCGUGGGUUGGGUCUCUGGAGUCAGACAGAGUCUGGAGGUGGAUCGAUAACUUUUUACUGCUGGGUUUGGGGAACUUGGGGCUUCAGAAUUUCCAUCAGAGGACGCUGUCAGCUGCCUCCUCAAGUACUGCCAAGAUCACCUGCUUCACCGCUGCGUUCAUCGUUCCCACAUUAGGCAUCCCUCCCAUACUCCUCGGUGCAGUGGCCGCAUCAACAGACUGGAACUUGACCUCUUAUGGUUCCCCGUCUCCAUUUGAACGCGGGGACACGGGUCUCAUCCUGCCGAUCGUCCUGCAGCACCUCACCCCAACCUACAUCUCCAUUAUCGGCAUCGGGGCCGUGGCCGCCGCAGUGAUGUCAUCGACUGACUCUGCCUUGCUUUCCGCCGCCUCCAUCUUCACCUCCAACAUCUACAGGAACAUACUUAGGACCCAGGCGUCAGAGCAGGAGAUCCAGUGGGUGAUCCGGGCGUCGGUAGUGGUGGUGGGUCUGGCCGGUACGUCUCUCACCUUCCUGGACAACAGCGUCCUGAUGAUCUGGAUGCUUCGAUCCGACCUCACCUACACUCUCAUGCUGCCUCAGCUCAUCUGCGUCCUCUUCUUCCAAAUCUCCAACGGUUACGGGGCCGUUCUGGGUUGCAUAGUAGGCGUGCUUUUGAGGAUCCUGUGCGGGGAGCCGCUGCUGGGGCUACCGGCCAUCAUCAAAUUCCCAGGAUGCAUUCUGGUAAAUGGUGUUUACAUCCAGCGUUCCCCAAUCAGAACCAUCUGCAUGCUCUCUGCUCUGGUGGCCAUCUUGUUUUUUUCCUACCUGGCGGAUCUGCUGUUCAACAAAGGUCUACUACCUGAGAAAUUGGAUGUUUUUAAAGUGAAAGUUCUGAACUCAUCACAAACACAAGGGGGCGAAAAAUCCGACACUAAAGAGGAGAGCUUGAAAGAACGAAAUGAAAACGAUGAAGCCUGUGAGCCGAUGUUAGAAUCAAGAUGUUAGGUAUGAGCCAUGAAUGCAAAUUUAAGUAAGAAACCUCAUUUCAAAUACAUUUUUAUAUUUUUUAAAAUGUACAUACUGGUUCAAAAGCAAACGUAUGCAAUGUGUAAUGACAAUUAAUUAUAGUACAGUAUAUUUUGAUUUUUUUGUAUACUUUUAUAUAUAGCAUAAAUGGAAAAAAUAAAAGCUAUGCUCUUUUAUUUAAGAGCUCAGCAUUUUCUCUGCAAUUUUAUGCAGCAGUGAUACUUUCAGGCAUGGGUUACUGUAUGAGAUGUGGUAGUCUUUUUAGCAACAUUUCCCUUUACGAUAACCUCAUCUCCAGAGCGCUGCUGUUGGUUGAAAACCACAACUUCAGUAUUUUGUUCAUGGAGGUGAAGGAGCGCAGUUUAAGAUCUUCUCAAAGCUUCCACAUAUUAUACACAAUACUACAAGACACUAUACAAAAUAUUGUUGUGAACCAUAAAAAAAAACUGUGGUGCAGGUUAUUCUUUCUUACAGUAGAGUUUUUCUGCUGUAAAACAUCCUUAAAUUCAUUUUAAACUAUAAUAUACGUACACUAAGCAGCUUUAUUAUGUUGGAGAAAAUGUGAUCAUUUAAACAUUAAAAAAAAAAAAAAGGUUAAAGGGGAACUUCACCAAUUUUACACAUCAAACUCUGCUUGCAGGUGUCGGGGAUUACUAUUGCAUAUGUGAAAAAGAACAGUUGUAUAAAGCCUUUUGUGGCUCCAGAGGGAGCUGUGUUUCAUUUUUAUCCUUUUAAAAAACUGUCCAUCGUGAGUCUGACAAUAUUAUAGGAGUGCAAUGUUAAAUCGGUGGAGUACUCUUUAACAACAGUGACUUCAAACUGAUUCUGGUUUCGGGGACCCUUGAACCAUUGGGCCCUUGGUUUUUUUUGCACGGUAGUUAAGGUUAUUUUACAUUUGAUCAAACACUGUCUUGAUUUUUGUGCAGGCUACAGCAUAUAAAACAAUUACUGGUCACAUGAAAGUAUCUAAAUGUUCCAAUAAAAACAUUUU
Molecule: messenger RNA, 2766 nt
Organism: Scomber scombrus (Atlantic mackerel)
Lineage: Eukaryota; Metazoa; Chordata; Actinopteri; Scombriformes; Scombridae
Product: high-affinity choline transporter 1-like
Exons: 8
Coding region: 84-1754 (556 amino acids)
Biological process (GO): transmembrane transport; acetylcholine biosynthetic process; choline transport
Cellular component (GO): plasma membrane
Molecular function (GO): choline:sodium symporter activity
Source: RefSeq, a predicted model, not a curated record